CUCUCUCUCUUUCUCUUUCUUUCCUCCUUUUCACCUCCUGGAACAAAAGUAGCCCUUCUCUCCGCGCUCGGCCCGGCCCGCUUUGUGCAAGCCGGGGACGCGGGGGGCUGCGGGCGAUGGGGGGGUCGGGGGCGGCCGUGAUCCUGGCGCUUGGGCUGGCGCUGGGGUUGGCGUUGGGCGGGUGGGCGAGCUGCCCCGAGCGGGAGCUGCAGCGCCGGGAGGAGGAGGCCAACGUGGUGCUCACCGGCACGGUGGAGGAGAUCAUGAACGUGGACCCCGUGCACCACACCUACUCGUGCAAGGUGAGAGUGUGGCGUUACCUGAAAGGCAAAGACAUCGUCACUCACGAGAUCCUCUUGGACGGUGGGAACAAAGUGGUCAUCGGUGGCUUCGGGGACCCCUUAAUCUGCGACAACCAAGUGUCGACCGGGGACACGCGGAUUUUCUUUGUCAACCCAGCCCCGCAGUACAUGUGGCCGGCCCACCGCAACGAGCUGAUGCUCAACUCCAGCCUCAUGCGGAUCACGCUGCGCAACCUGGAGGAGGUGGAGCACUGCGUGGAAGAACAUAGGAAGCUUCUUGCUGACAAGCCCAAUAGUUACUUUACCCAGACCCCGCCGACCCCUCGAGAUGCCUGCCGAGGGAUGCUGUGUGGGUUUGGGGCGGUGUGCGAGCGCAGCCCCACCGACCCUUCCCAAGCCUCCUGUGUCUGCAAGAAAACGGCUUGCCCUGUGGUGGUGGCUCCCGUCUGCGGCUCCGACUAUUCCACCUACAGCAAUGAGUGCGAGCUGGAGAAAGCCCAGUGCAACCAGCAGAGGCGGAUCAAGGUCAUCAGCAAGGGACCAUGCGGCUCCAAGGACCCCUGCGUGGAGGUGACGUGCAGCUUCGGCAGCACGUGCGUCCGCUCUGCGGAUGGCCAGUCGGCUAAGUGCGUGUGCCCCGCGUCCUGCAGCGGCGUGGCUGAGAGCAUCGUCUGCGGCAGCGACGGCAAGGACUACCGCAGCGAGUGCGACCUCAACAAGCACGCCUGCGACAAGCAGGAGAACGUCUUCAAGAAGUUUGAUGGAGCCUGCGACCCCUGUAAGGGCAUCCUCAACGACAUGAACCGCGUGUGCCGGGUGAACCCCCGCACCCACCGGGUGGAGCUGCUCCCCCGCCCUGAGAACUGUCCCUCCAAGCGAGAGCCAGUGUGCGGUGACGAUGGGGUGACCUACACCAGCGAGUGCGUGAUGGGACGCACGGGGGCCAUCCGGGGGCUGGAGAUCCAGAAGGUGCGCUCCGGGCAGUGCCAGCACCAGGACAAAUGCAAGGAGGAAUGCAAGUUCAACGCCGUCUGCCUGAACCGCCGCGGCACGGCGCGCUGCUCCUGCGACCGCAUCGCUUGCGACGGCACCUACCGGCCCGUCUGCGCCCGCGACAGCCGCACCUACAGCAACGACUGCGAGCGGCAGAAAGCUGAGUGCCACCAGAAAGCUGCCAUCCCGGUGAAGCACAGCGGACCCUGCGACCUGGGUACUCCCAGCCCCUGCCUGAGUGUGGAGUGCACUUUUGGGGCCACCUGCGUGGUGAAGAACCAGGAGCCCGUGUGCGAGUGCCAGCAGGUGUGCCAGGGCCGCUAUGACCCCGUCUGCGGCAGCGACAACCGCACCUACGGCAACCCCUGCGAGCUCGACUCCAUGGCCUGCGUCCUCAAGAGAGAGAUCAGGGUGAAGCACAAGGGGCCCUGCGAUCGCUGCGGCAAGUGCCAGUUCGGGGCCAUCUGCGAGGCAGAGACGGGGCGGUGCGUGUGCCCCACGGAGUGCGUGCCCUCCUCCCAGCCCGUCUGCGGCACAGAUGGCAACACCUACGGCAGCGAGUGCGAGCUCCACGUCCGAGCGUGCACGCAGCAGACGAACAUUUUGGUGGCUGCCCAAGGCGACUGCAAGUCCUGCGGCAGCACGGUGUGCUCCUUUGGCAGCACGUGUGUGGGUGGGCAGUGCGUGUGUCCCCGCUGCGAGCAGCAGCCCCUGGCCCAGGUCUGUGGCACUGAUGGCCUCACCUACGACAACCGCUGCGAGCUGCGAGCAGCCUCCUGCCAGCAGCAGAAGAGCAUCGAGGUGGCCAGGAUGGGGCCGUGCGAGGACGAAUGUGGCUCAGGGGGCUCAGGCUCUGGCGAUGGGAGCGAGUGCGAGCAGGACCGGUGCCGGCACUACGGGGGCUGGUGGGAUGAGGACGCGGAGGACGACCGCUGUGUGUGUGACUUCACCUGCCAGGCAGUGCCACGCAGCCCGGUCUGUGGCUCUGAUGAUGUGACCUACGCCAACGAGUGCGAGCUGAAGAAGACGAGGUGUGAAAAACGCCAGGACCUCUAUGUUACCAGCCAAGGAGCCUGCCGGGCCCUCACCACGACCCCACCGCCUCUCCCAGUUGUGCAUUGCAGCCAGACCAUCUACGGGUGCUGCCCGGACAACAUGACCCUGGCGCUCGGAGUGGGCGCAGCCGGGUGUCCAAGCACCUGCCAGUGCAACCCCUAUGGCUCCUACGGAGGAGCCUGUGACCCUGCCACGGGGCAGUGCUCCUGCAAGCCAGGCGUGGGGGGGCUCAAGUGCGACCGCUGCGAGCCCGGCUUCUGGAACUUCCGUGGCAUCGUCACCGACAGCAAGAGCGGCUGCACGCCCUGCAACUGUGACCCGGUGGGCUCAGUGCGUGACGACUGCGAGCAGAUGACUGGGCUCUGCUCCUGCAAGACUGGUAUUACUGGCAUGAAGUGCAACCAGUGUCCCAAUGGCAGCAAGAUGGGCAUGGCUGGCUGUGAAAAAGACCCAUCAGCUCCAAAAUCCUGUGAAGAAAUGAGCUGCGAGUUCGGGGCCUCGUGUGUGGAGGUCAAUGGCUUUGCCCACUGCGAGUGUCCGUCCCCACUCUGCUCGGAGGCCAACAUGACCAAGGUGUGUGGCUCUGAUGGUGUCACCUAUGGGGACCAGUGCCAGCUGAAGACCAUUGCGUGCCGGCAGGGACAGCUCAUCACAGUGAAGCACAUGGGUCAAUGCCACGAGUCCAUCACUCACAUGAGCCACACAGUGCCGCCCACCCCUCUGCCCACCUUGCCCUUGGACAAGCUCAUCCUACCCCCACCACUGCAGCUGACCACCCGGGCUCCAGAGCCCACCGAGCUGGCCACCACUUCCCUGCUGAUGGAAGCCAGCCCCACUUCAAGAGUUCACCCUACAACAAGGCGUGUCACGACAACCCGACCCGCCACCACACCAUGGAUGACCCAUGGGGUGCUGAAGACCACUGUCCGCCCGCUCUCCACCUCUCCGGUGGUCCUGGCCACCACUCAGCCUGCCUAUGCUGAGUCAGGCAGUGCAGAAGGCAGUGGGGACCAGGAGAUGAGCAUCAGCGGGGACCAGGAAUCCAGCGGGGCAGGCUCUGCUGGAGAAGAGGAGGUGGAGGAAAGCCAGGUAACCCCAACUCCAGCCAUCGAGAGGGCAACGUGCUACAACACCCCACUUGGGUGCUGCUCUGAUGGCAAGACUGCGGCUGCUGAUGCGGAAGGAAGCAACUGUCCGGCUACCAAAGUCUUCCAAGGAGUCCUCAUCUUGGAAGAGGUGGAAGGCCAGGAGCUGUUCUACACACCUGAGAUGGCUGACCCCAAGUCAGAGCUCUUCGGGGAGACGGCCAGGAGCAUCGAGAGUGUGCUGGAUGAGCUUUUCCGAAAUUCCGACGUUAAGAAUGAUUUCAAGAGCAUCCGUGUCCGAGACCUGGGGCAGAGCAGCGCUGUCCGUGUCAUUGUGGAGUCCCACUUUGACCCAGCCACUUCCUACACGGCAGCUGACGUCCAGGCGGCCCUGCUGAAGCAGAUCAGAGCCUCCAAGAGGAAGACUAUCCUGGUGAAGAAGCCCCAACAGGAGCACGUCAAAUUCAUGGACUUUGACUGGAUCCCCAGGAUCUUCACCACCACCGUCACCACCACCACGGCCACCACCAUGGCACCUGCCACCACGCGGCGGCACACCACGGCCUCCGCUGCCACCACGGCCCACGUCCUGCGCCAGGACACCGCGGGCCACCCCAGCGCCAAGCUGGCAGCACCUGCGAGCACCAGGAGACCUACAUCCCCCCUGCCUACCACCGCCCGGCGCAAGCCCACGCGCCAGCCCCCCAGCGCCACCAAGAAGCCCCCGCGACCCUGCGACUCCCACCCUUGCCUGCACGGUGGCACCUGCGAGGACGACGGGAAAGAGUUCACCUGCAGCUGCCCAGCGGGCAAAGGAGGGGCUGUCUGUGAGAAACCCAUCAGGUACUUCAUCCCCAGCUUCGGCGGCAAGUCCUACCUGGCCUUCAAGAUGAUGAAGGCGUACCACACCGUGCGCAUCGCCAUGGAGUUCAGGGCCACGGAGCUCAGCGGGCUGCUGCUCUACAACGGGCAGAACCGUGGCAAGGACUUCAUCUCCCUGGCGCUGGUGGGCGGCUUCGUGGAGCUCAGGUUUAACACGGGCUCCGGCACGGGCGUCAUCACCAGCAAGGUGCGCGUGGAGCCUGGCAAGUGGCACCAGCUGGUGGUGAACCGCAACCGCCGCAGCGGCAUGCUGGCUGUGGAUGGGGAGCCCCACGUCAGUGGGGAGAGCCCCACGGGCACUGACGGGCUCAACCUUGACACCGACCUCUUUGUUGGAGGAGCUCCCGAGGACCAAAUGGCCACAGUGGCGGAGCGUACUGCAGCUACGGCUGGCCUGAAAGGCUGCAUCCGCCUCCUGGAUGUGAACAACCAGAUGUACGACCUGCGGGAGAAAGGCAGCGACGUGCUGUACGGCAGCGGGGUGGGCGAGUGCGGCAACGACCCCUGCCACCCCAACCCCUGCCACCAUGGAGGCAUCUGCCACGUCAAGGAGGCGGAGAUGUUCCACUGCGAGUGUCUCCACUCCUACACCGGUCCGACGUGUGCUGAUGAGAGGAACCCGUGCGACCCAACACCAUGCCACAUCUCUGCCACCUGCCUGGUGCUGCCGGAGGGAGGUGCCAUGUGUGCCUGUCCCAUGGGACGGGAAGGAGAGUUCUGUGAGCGAGUGACGGAGCAGGACCACACCAUGCCCUUCCUCCCAGAGUUCAAUGGCUUUUCCUACCUGGAGCUGAACGGGCUGCAGACCUUCGUUCCUGACCUGCAGGACAAAAUGUCCAUGGAAGUGGUGUUCUUGGCCAAGAGUCCCAGCGGCAUGAUCUUCUACAAUGGGCAGAAGACAGACGGCAAAGGAGACUUUGUGUCUCUGGCUUUGCACGAUGGCUACCUGGAGUAUCGAUACGACCUGGGCAAAGGGGCAGCUGUGCUCAGGAGCAAAGAGCCAGUUCCCCUCAACACCUGGAUAAGCGUUUUGUUGGAGAGGAAUGGGCGCAAAGGGGUAAUGAGGAUCAACAAUGGCGAGAGGGUGAUGGGAGAGUCACCGGUGCCUCACACCUUCCUGAACCUGAAGGAGCCAUUCUACGUGGGGGGUGCCCCCGAUUUCAGCAAGCUGGCUCGAGCUGCAGCCAUCUCCACCAGCUUCGAUGGAGCCGUGCAGAGGAUCUCUGUCAAGGGGGUGCCCGUGCUGAAGGAGCAGCACAUCCGCAGCGCCGUCGAAAUCUCCCCCUUCCGUGCCCACCCCUGCACCCAGAAGCCCAACCCCUGCCAGAAUGGAGGCACCUGCAGCCCCCGGCUGGAGAGCUACGAGUGUGCCUGCCACAGGGGCUUCUCUGGGGCUCACUGUGAGAAAGUUAUCAUUGAGAAGGCAGCUGGAGAUGCAGAGGCCAUUGCAUUUGAUGGUAGGACGUACAUGGAGUACCACAAUGCCGUGACAAAGAGCGAGAAGGCUUUGCAAUCCAACCACUUUGAGCUGAGCAUCAAAACAGAAGCCACCCAGGGCCUGAUCCUGUGGAGCGGGAAGGGGCUGGAGCGAUCCGACUACAUUGCCCUCGCCAUCGUGGAUGGCUUCGUACAGAUGACGUAUGACCUGGGCUCCAAGCCAGUCGUCCUGCGGUCCACGGUCCCCAUCAACACCAACCACUGGACCCACAUCAAAGCGUACAGGGUACAGAGAGAAGGCUCCCUGCAGGUCGGCAAUGAAGCCCCCAUCACUGGCUCCUCGCCUCUGGGUGCCACGCAGCUGGACACGGACGGGGCCCUGUGGCUGGGGGGAAUGGAGCGGCUCAGCGUGGCUCACAAGCUGCCCAAGGCCUACAGCACCGGCUUUAUUGGCUGUAUAAGGGACGUGAUUGUCGACCGCCAAGAACUGCACCUGGUGGAGGACGCUUUAAACAACCCCACGAUAUUACACUGCUCAGCCAAAUAGACCCCCAGGGACCCUUCCUUCUCCUUCCCUUCCUCCUGCCUAUUGCUGUAAUUAUUUUCUAUUUUUGUAAACUUAUUGCUUUUUAUAUUUUGGGGGGAGGGGGGAAAGGGAGGGGAGGAACCACCAUUUCUGUUGGGUUAUUUGUUCGGUUGCGGUAUAUCCAGGUCAGUCAGACUCUAAUCGAGCAGCAGCAACAAAGAACAAACCUUGAACCAAGUCUCCAAGAAGUGACAGAAGAACUUCCCCAUUGCACCCGUAUUGUAAAUCUCACUUCAUACUUGAAGCUUCUUUUGGGGUUUGUUUAUUUUCCCCUCCUUACUUGUGUUCUUGGGUUGUCGUUCACACCAUGGGGGGAUAAAGGAUGCUGGUGCUGGCAAGCCCUGUGGCCUUUGUGGGUUCACCACUCGCCUAUCUCAGGCCCCUGUGUUCACCCCGUCUCCCUCCUCCCCCCUUCCUCUCACUAUAAUUUAUGUGUGUAAGGAUCUCAAGUGCUUUUCUCCUUUAUGCUCUGUUAAAUCAGGGAUGCCAUGCACUGGAAGAGAGACCAAGGUCUGCUCUGAGCAGGCAGAAAAGCAUUGCUCUUUGGUUGUCUUAUGCCUGUUUGCUGGACUGAGAGGGGCUUGGGGGGGGUGUGGGGAAGUGUCAGUUUCUCUGUUGGCUGUCCUCCUCCUCCUCCUCCUCCUCUUGGACACAUGCAGAAGCAGCUGUGAAACCUCAUUUCCAUGCUUUGUGUUGACCCAGACUUGUCCUCACCACCUGCUUGCCCUGGCUGCUCUUCCGAGAGCUUCUGUGCCCCCAAACCGUGCACCACUGACAACUUGCAACGCGUCCUCAGGAGCUGGGGGUGCCCUCCUUCCAGCACCAGCUGCGAGGGCAUGGGAUUGGGUGAAGAAACCUCUUGGACCUGUCCUUCCCUGACCCACGUCCAUUUUCCAGCCUCCUGGCACGACCUGCCCUCUUGCCUACCAUGAGGACGGUUGCAGCGCAUCUCUGUAAGCUGCUGUUAGAACCCGUGCGCUGGCAAACGCUCACUGUUUCACCUUUGUCUUCAAGCUUUUGCAACACCCGGUGCAAUGCAGGGGCUUCCACGUGCCACGAUCAGAGCUCCUCCAGGUGCCACCAGCGAUGGCUCCAGCAGGAACAGGAGUGGGCCAGGAGCCACGUGUCCGGAUGGGAGAGCUGGGGAGGGGGUUUUUCAAGUGUUGUCUUUACUGUCUUUGAAGUGUUGUCUUCCUCCAUUCAAGUCUUGAAAGCAAAGUGCCAGCUGCACAGCCGCUGUGUGUGUGUGUGUGUGUGUGUGUGUGUGGAUGUGUGCAAACACUGGGUCUCCCCCAAGCAAAAACAAAGGGAUUGCAGCUAUGAGCGCCGUGACUCAGGUUCUUUCUCCAUGGGAAGAGCUCCCUGCUGCCACAUGGCAUCGGCCACCACUGGGCCACCGAAUUCCCCUAAAAUAAACCCAGUGGUUACAUAUUUCAGGGAAGAUCGUGAGAAGUGGAGGCCCCAGUGCAUGUGUGCGUGGCAAUUGCAUGUGUUGAGUGGCUGCUGUAUAUAAUAACAUGUGGGUCCUGGGGGGCAUGCGGUGACGGCUGCGUUGGGGCACGGGCUUCCAGUUGGACAACGUGGCCGCCCCACUGAGACCGAUGUUGGGGAGGGGGAAGCGUGCCAGCUCCAGGGGGAGAGGGCACCGUGGAGGAAGCUGCUCAGUUUCCAGAAUGCCACUGAAAUGAAGCCAGGAUCACUGCAAAAAAAAAAAAAGAAAAAAGAAAAAAAAAAAGAAAAGAAAAGAAAAAGAGAAAAAAAAAUGCAACAAGAACUCUGUCUGCUUUUGCUGGGGCUUGGAAAUGCCUUAAAACAGGACGCCGUGUCCUCGGUGUCGAGCCUAGGUCAGAUUCUGCAGUGCUCCCUGGGGGCCGUGCACUUAAACCUCGGCUUUAUUUUUAAUAGCGUUUAUAACAUGUGUGUACAGCAACAAGAAGAAAAUGACAUUGAGGUUUGGGUUUUCUUUCCUUUUUUUUUUUUUUUUUUUUUUUUUUUUUUUUAAAUAAUGUCCACGUGGCUUCAUUUAUAGGGUAAAUUAAUGACCGUUGUGAACUGCUGUAUGAAUUCUGAAGGGCAAUGCACAGUAGAGGAGCAGCAUGAUAUAACCAUUACUAACUUGUGUCUUUCGUCAAUCACCAUGAAAUAAAGUUUGAAAACGAUUAAGUAUGUUUUUAA
This is a messenger RNA of Numida meleagris (helmeted guineafowl), 8516 nucleotides long. RefSeq names its product agrin (gene AGRN). The record is from RefSeq and is a predicted model, not a curated record. Gene Ontology annotation, molecular function: laminin binding; calcium ion binding. Bases 117 to 6302 code for a protein of 2061 amino acids. NCBI's taxonomy places the organism in Eukaryota, Metazoa, Chordata, Aves, Galliformes, Numididae. Gene Ontology annotation, cellular component: membrane. The transcript has 37 exons. Gene Ontology annotation, biological process: receptor clustering; G protein-coupled acetylcholine receptor signaling pathway.